AUGGGAUUCUUUCGAGAAAAACCGGACGCUCAGCCCUAUCCCGACGUGCCGCCCAGCCUCCACCAUGACUCGUUUGAGAUGCAGAAUUUCAAGCUCGGCAACCAGGCCGGGGCGGCCGGCCCGCCGCCGCCGCAGUACGACUCCGCCGGCAGCAUCACCCCCUACCUGGGCCUGCGGGCCCGCCUGUCGCAGAUCUGGUUCAACCGGUGGACCAUCCUGCUGCUGCUGGUCCUCAUCCGCGUGCUGAUCCUCAUCAGCGGCCUCCACGGCAACAUUGACGACGCGCAGGCGCAGGCGCUGGCGGCGUGCACCAAGGUCGAGGACGUCGGCAGCGCCAUGGCGUCGAUGCCGCAUUAUCUGAGCGUGGGCGUCAACGACCUGGCCGCCACGGGCAUCUCGCAGACCGUGCAGGGCCUCGUGGCGCUGCUGGGCAUGAUCCUGACGGGCGUCGAGCAGCUCAUUAUCUUUGUCAUCAACUUCUACAUCGGCACCUACGUGUGCCUGUCGUCGGCCCUGAUCCACGGCGGGCUGGACGUCGGCAUCGGCGCCGCCAACGAGGCGACGGACCUCAUGAACACCGCCAUUGGCAAGAUCACGACGACGCUCAAAAGCGACGUCAGCGGCGUGCAGGACGCCAUCAACGCCGCCUUCUCGACCAUUGCGUCGGCGUCGAGCAUCUUCGGCAAGACCAUCACGCCGCCGACGCUCGACCUGUCGGGCCCCAUCGACGACCUGUCCAACAUCCACAUCGACGACACGAGCUUCGUGCAGACGCUGCAGUCGCUGAACGCGACGAUCCCCACCUACGACGAGGCCGAGAACUUCACCAAGAACGCCAUCAGCAUCCCCUUCAACGCCCUCAAGACCGUCCUCAACAACACCUACGGCGCCUACACGUUCGACACCUCCGUCUUCCCCGUGGCCAAGAAGACGCCGCUCACCUUCUGCUCGGGCAACGACAACAUUACCCAGUUUUUCACCGUGCUCUACGACAUUGCCGACCACGCCAAGACGGCCUUUCUGGUCGUCCUGGUACUGCUCGCCGUCCUCGCCUGCGUGCCCACGGCCUUUAUCGAGAUCCGCCGCUGGCGCAGCCAGCAGCGCCGCGCCAAGGUGCUCGCGCAGCACGGCUUCGACCCGCUAGACGUCGUCUACAUUGCUAGCCGGCCCUACACGGCGGGCUUCGGCAUCCGCGUGGCCAGCCGCUUCUUCCAGGUCGGCAAGCGCCAGCUGCUGGCCCGCUGGGCCAUUGCCUACGCCACCAGCUUCCCGGCCCUGUUUGUGCUGUCCCUGGCGGCCGCCGGCUUCUUCUCCGUCGUCUGCCAGUCGAUCCUGCUGGCCGCCGUCCAGAAGGAGGCGCCCGCGCUGACGUCCGAGGUCAGCGGCUUCGCCGACGACGUCGUCUCGACGCUCGAAAACGUGUCGACCGCCUGGGCCCACGACGCCAACGGCGUGCUGCUCAACUUCCAGAGCGAGAUCAACAACGACAUUCUCGGCUACGUCGUCAACGCCACCACCGCCGUCAACCACACGCUCAACGUCUUCACCGCCGAGAUCAGCAGCGGCAUCAACGCCGUCUUCAACGGCACCGUGCUCGACAACACCGUCCAGCAGAUUGUGCGCUGCCUCAUCGGCAUCAAGAUCGACGCCAUCGAGGAGGGCCUGACCUGGGUCCACGACCACGCCCACGUCACCCUGCCCCUCUUCCCCAACGACACCUUCUCCGUCGGCGCCAAGGCCUCCAUCACCAACGACUCGUCGCUCACCUCCUUCUUGGCCGACCCGGGCAGCGUCACCAGCGACGACAUCACCGCCGCCGUCGACAAGGUCGUCACCGCCCUGCGCAACAGCGUCGUCCAGGAGGCGCUCAUCUCCACCGGCCUGCUGCUCGUCUACGUCGUCGUCGUCCUCGUCGGCAUGCUCCACGCCAUGACGGGCAUGGUGCGCCCAGACAAGACGCGCGGCGACGGCGGCCAGCGCUUCUAUCCGACGCCGGGCGACUUGGACGGUGAACCGACGAGCAACAGCGUGGCCCCCGCCAACACGGCAGCCCCCUUCUUCCCUCGCUUUGACGGCGGCGCCGAGACGGCGGCGGUCGAUGACGCCACAGCAGCGCACCUGCGCGAUGAGAAGCUGAGCGCGCGACGAAACAUCCCCGGGAGCAGCGGCAGCGGCAGCGGCAGCGGCAGUAUUUCUACCUCCAGCGUCGGCGGCGGCCGCCGCGUCGUGUACGAGAAAAAGGGCCACUGGCGCGGCAGCAGCUAUGGCGAUGUGGGCGAUGCCGGCGGCCGCUAG
Molecule: messenger RNA, 2295 nt
Organism: Sporothrix brasiliensis 5110
Lineage: Eukaryota; Fungi; Ascomycota; Sordariomycetes; Ophiostomatales; Ophiostomataceae
Product: pheromone-regulated multispanning membrane protein Prm1
Exons: 1
Coding region: 1-2295 (764 amino acids)
Cellular component (GO): mating projection tip
Source: RefSeq, a predicted model, not a curated record